UCGUACAUGUGUACAUGUAUACAUGUAUAAUUCGUCUUCUCGCGUCACUCGUCACCCAAUGUUGAUCCUUGUCCCUCCCCCUAGUUCUUUCGUGAACCAUCACACAAGCAGCACCACAUCGACCUCGUCAAGGAAUAUGCAAGGCAUCAUCUGAACAUAAUGGCAUCUGUUGUAAUGAACUUUCUGAACACCACUUCGGAGUGGGUGACAUUGGCUUUGGAUGCUCCUUCUGCUCGAGCUGUUGUCUUUGGAGUGCAUAUAGGCGGUCAUCUAUUUGUGGAAGUUCUUCUUCUUGUGGUUAUUGUUUUCCUGCUUUCCCAGAAAAGUUACAAGCCGCCUAAGCGACCAUUAACAAAGAAGGAGAUUGAUGAGCUAUGUGAAGAAUGGGUUCCAGAAUCCCUUAUCCCUCCAAUGACAGAAGAGAUGAAACAUGAACCACCAGUUUUGGAAAGUGCCGCAGGACCGCAUACAACAAUCAAUGGCAAAGAAGUUGUGAACUUUGCAUCAGCAGAUUAUCUGGGAUUGAUAGGGCACAAUAAAUUAAUUGAGUCAUGCACCUCGUCAUUGGAGAAGUAUGGUGUUGGUUCUUGUGGUCCUCGUGGGUUUUAUGGAACAAUAGAUGUCCACCUUGAUUGUGAGGCCAGAAUAGCUAAGUUUUUGGGAACUCCUGAUUCAAUUCUCUAUUCUUAUGGACUUUCCACCAUGUUCAGUGCAAUUCCGUGCUUCAGUAAGAAGGGUGACAUUAUUGUUGUGGAUGAGGGAGUUCACUGGGGAAUACAAAAUGGCCUUUAUCUAUCUAGAAGCACUGUUGUGUAUUUCAAACACAAUGACAUGGGAUCUCUACAAAAGACACUAGAAAAAAUCGCUGCAGAGAAUAAGCGGGUUAAGAAAGUGCGGCGUUACAUCAUAGUUGAAGCUGUUUACCAGAAUUCUGGCCAAAUAGCUCCCUUAGAUGAGAUCAUCAAAUUGAAGGAGAAAUAUCGCUUUCGUGUUUUGUUGGAUGAGAGCAACUCAUUUGGUAUACUUGGCAAGUCUGGAAGAGGUCUUUCUGAAUACCAUGGAGUUCCAGUUGAGAAGAUAGAUAUUAUAACUGCUGCUAUGGGACACGCAUUAACCACGGAAGGAGGAUUCUGCACUGGGAGUACUAGAGUCAUUGAUCACCAACGCUUAAGUAGUUCUGGAUAUGUCUUUUCUGCUUCUUUGCCCCCAUAUCUUGCAAGUGCUGCAAUUACAGCUAUAGACAUCCUGGAGGAUAACCCUGCUCUAAUAAGAAAUCUGAAGGAAAAUAUCGCAUUAAUCUGGAAAGGCUUGUCUGGCAUACAAGGACUGUCCGUAGCAAGCAACCCAGAGUCACCCAUUGUAUUUCUCAGACUACAGAAGUCCACAGGAACCACAAAAGGUGACUUACAUAUUCUUGAAGAGAUUGCCGAUCGUGUUUUGAAAGAAGACUCGGUGUUUGUAGUGACUUCAAAAAGGUCAAUACUUGACAAAUGUCGUCUGCCCGUAGGAAUUAGAUUAUUUGUUUCUGCUGCCCAUUCUGAAUCUGAUCUGCUGAAGGCAUGUGAAUCAUUGAAGAGAAUAUCCGCACUGGUACUGAUGGAUCAUAACUGAAUGCUAAACAUCAGACCCACCAUGUGCACUUGAUUGCUGAACCCAUAUUCAUCUGUUCAACGAUUUUUAUUGACCAGCAUUAGUGAAAAGAGGGCUGUUGGGUUUGAAAGCUGCAUAAUAGUGUUUUUGUGUGAUUAUGUGGAAUAGCGCUAUUUUAUGUGCUGCCCUGUUGAAGGGGCAAUGACAGCUGACGUAGAUCUAAUGUUGAAGGCUAGAUCACAUACUAGCAUUUUCUUUUAUUCAUUGUACAUGAGAAUCCACAGUCGCCAUGUUUCGUGUAUGUGCACUGAGGAAACUCAUGAGUCCGCUGCGCAAUAGUUCGCAAAUUUAACGCAAGCAAUUUCAUGUAUAGACAGACUUGGGAAUAAAAGGGUUGAUAUAACUUGACUUUACGGAAA
Tripterygium wilfordii is the source of this 2009-nucleotide messenger RNA. Its product is annotated as long chain base biosynthesis protein 1-like. Gene Ontology annotation, biological process: sphingosine biosynthetic process; ceramide biosynthetic process. The record is from RefSeq and is a predicted model, not a curated record. Gene Ontology annotation, cellular component: endoplasmic reticulum. The transcript has 13 exons. The coding region runs from base 160 to 1611 and encodes 483 amino acids. Lineage: Eukaryota; Viridiplantae; Streptophyta; Magnoliopsida; Celastrales; Celastraceae. Gene Ontology annotation, molecular function: pyridoxal phosphate binding; serine C-palmitoyltransferase activity.